UGGGUCACGUAUUGACAAAUUUAUUAGAAGAUACACAAUAUUUUUUGGGGAAGCAAAUUGGAAGUUUUUAUAUAGAGCUGCACUUUAUCUUUUUCUUUUUGUUACAUAUGAUUUCCAUGAAACCAUUAACCCAUAAGGCAAAAGGUCUUUGAAUUCUUCGCUCAGAGCUAAAUUGCUUCAGCAUCCGUCAGAUUGUUUUGGAUUCGAAUGGGCUUUUUCAACUCCGGUAGUACUAUGUUCGUCGACAAGUCCAUAAAGAAGAUCAAAGCUCUUCAAAAGGAUAUAGUCAAGUUAAACAACUCGAUUGAGGGUGUUGCAACAUCUGAGGAAUACUGGCUGGACCAGGCUGCCACAUCGCUUGCGGUAUCUCGCAAAUACGGGGGGAUAUACGAACCGUUACAUUUGGAAAGAAAGGAGAAAGCCGAAAAGGAAGCUAAAUACCAUGCCACUUUGCGGCUGUAUCUUCAAAAAGAAUUGGGUUUCGUCGAAAGACUCCAACAAAAACAUAUUGAUAAAGCAUUGCAGCAUAGAGAUUUCACCACCGCCCAAAAGACUAGGCAAUUUUGUUUCUUCUUUAAUUUUACUUGUUUUUCUUCUUUUUAGACUCUUAUCUAUCUAUAUCUUAUGGUACUAUACCCCAAACAAAGAUAUAUUAUGUAUGAAUGAUUCGUGGAUUGAUGAAAUUUCCUAGACUCUAUGUCAAGUUACUUAUUUACUAUUUGCGUUGAUUCGAUCCCUGCCCAAAUUUCUUAACUUGGAGAAAGCUGAUACAUUAAUCAUAUAUAGUAGAGGACUAGAGGUAAAUAUAUUGGUCCUUCUUCUCCAUGUCAGAAUAAACUCAUGAUCUAUUGCUAAAGUCACCACUUUUCAUCAUCUGAAGGAAUUCCUUGUAAUUGACUCUACCAUCUCCAUCUUCAUCCACUUGCAUAAUCAUCUCUUUACAACAUUCUAGGGUUUUACCUUGCUUGAGCCCCAAGGAAGUCAUCACAGAAUUCAACUCCUCAACAGUGAUAAAUCCAUCACCGUCUUGAUCAAACACAUUGAACGCGUCUCUCAUGUCCCCUUCCUCCUUUUCCUCCACAAUCGAACCAUAAAGAGACUCAAACUCGUUUAUGUCUACACACCCAUCUCCAUUUGCAUCCAUCUUCUGGAUCAUCUGGAUCAGAUCUUUGUCAGGCAUAAAGAUUCCUAGAUUCUCUAGAGAAUCGUUCAGCUCUUCCUUUGUGAUGCGUCCAUCUCCGUUCUUGUCGAACAUCUGAAACACUCGUUUUAGAUCUACCGGAGAUUCAGUUUCCGAUUCAUCAGGCGGUGGUGGGUUCUUGUCGUCGAUGUACCAAGAAGGAGGGAAGAAAACUCUAAGCUUCUUGGGAACUAAACAAAGAAGAAAGGAGUUAAAGAGGUUGUAGAGAAGAAAGACUCUCACCAUAACUCUUGGCUUUGUUGAGAACAGAAAUGGAGAGAGUUUUUUUGAUAGUUUGGUAUACAGAGGAACUUG
This is a messenger RNA of Arabidopsis thaliana (thale cress), 1495 nucleotides long. RefSeq lists its product as uncharacterized. The coding region runs from base 208 to 603 and encodes 131 amino acids. The record is from RefSeq and is marked reviewed. The transcript is spliced from 5 exons. Lineage: Eukaryota; Viridiplantae; Streptophyta; Magnoliopsida; Brassicales; Brassicaceae.